Molecule: messenger RNA, 1026 nt
Organism: Mollisia scopiformis
Lineage: Eukaryota; Fungi; Ascomycota; Leotiomycetes; Helotiales; Mollisiaceae
Exons: 4
Coding region: 73-867 (264 amino acids)
Source: RefSeq, a predicted model, not a curated record
UCACACUUUCACACACAUCUACAAACUCAACUCAACCCCAAACCAAACCAAAUCAAACAAACAACAGCAAUCAUGUCUAAUUACGACAGCGGUAACACCGGCUCCUAUGGAGAUGAUUCUUACGGCUCAUCUGGUCGCCAACAAGGAGGCAUGGGAGGUAACUCAGGUAUGGGAGGCAAUGACACCUACGGCUCCGGCAACACAGACAGCUACGGCAGCUCAGGAAACCAAGGUCUCGGCGGUAAUGACAGCUUCGGCGCUGGCCAGACUGGUCAGUCAAACUUGAGCGGAGGUACCGAUUCAUACGGCGCCGGCCGAGCUGGUGAGACUGGUCAAGCUGGUGGCUUGGGUGGUGACAACUACGGCUCCUCUGGACGAACCGGUCAAUCAGGUUUCGGUACCAGCGGCACUGAUGAUUCUUACGGAUCUACUGGUCAAUCAGGACUCGGCGGCUCCGAUACAUAUGGCAGCUCAGGAACCCAAGGUGGUAUGGGCGGCAGCGAUACCUAUGGUUCAUCAGGAACCACUGGUCAGUCAGGUAUUGGUGGCAGUGAUACCUACGGCUCAGGCAAUACCUCAUCUGGCAACUACGGCUCUUCAACGACUGGUGGCUCAGAUACCUACGGCAGCGGUAACACCUCAGGUGGAUACGGAGACAACGACACCUCCAACACCUCUGGCAACAAGAAGGGUGACAGCACCAUGGGCAAGCUCAUGGAGAAGGCUGGUGGUAUGAUGAAGAAUGAGGGUCUCCAAGAGAAGGGAGCUGCUAAGCGUGCUGCCGCUGGUAACGAUGAGUACUCUUCCGGUGGCAACACUGGCUCUUACGGAAGCGGAAACAACAACAACAACGACAACAACUACUAGAUAGUUUCGUUGUUCUGGCGGGGGAGGAUCAUGACUGUACGAUGCGAUGGCUUUUUCAAAUCAGGGAACUCGGUGGGACUGGGAUAACGUGGACAGGUAGCUUUUCAGCUCGUCCUUACGAUGCUUUACAAUAAUGCAUGCAUGGCUUUUCAAACAACU